GGCUUCCUACUUCCCUUCCUCCCUUCCAGGCGGCUCCAGCCUCCCGGCUCCCGCUAAACUCGGCCGGAGUGGGAACGCGCAGGCGCCGUGUGGAGCUCUCAGAGCGUGGAAUAGCGGUAGUGGGACCCGUGGUAGCCAGAGUUGAAAUCCAGUGCUCCAAGUGUCUUUGAGGCUUUAAUCGCAUGACUGAGCACUGAAAAUGUGAAAAACAGUUUUAGACCAGAAUAACAAGAGGAUCAUCCUCUCGGACCUGCCUGAGGCCAGGAGAAAACAUGGGGAGGGUUUUCCUCACAGAAGAAAAGGCCAAUUCCGUAUUAAAACGCUACCGAAGAGCUAAUACGCUUUUUGAAGAAAUCAGACAGGGCGAUAUUGAACGUGAGUGCAAAGAAGAAGUCUGCACAUUUGAAGAAGCCAGAGAAGCUUUUGAAAAUAAUGAAAAAACUAAGGAGUUUUGGAACACCUACACAAAAGCACACCAAGGAGAGAGUAACAGAGGAAGUGACUGGUUUCAGUUUUACCUUACCUUUCCAUUAAUCUUUGGCCUCUUCAUUAUCCUUCUUGUCAUUUUCCUAAUCUGGAGAUGCUUCCUAAGAAACAAAACUCGAAGACAGACAGUGACUGAAGGCCACAUUCCUUUCCCUCAGCACCUUAAUAUUAUCACUCCUCCUCCACCACAAGAUGAAGUGUUUGAUAGCAGUGGACUAUCUCCAGGCUUUCUGGAAUAUGUAGUUGGGCGCUCAGAUUCUGUCUCCACUCGCCUGUCCAACUGUGAUCCACCACCAACCUAUGAGGAAGCCACUGGUCAGGUGAACCUGUGGAGGAGUGAAACAGAACCUCAUUUAGAUCCACCCCCGGAAUACGAAGACAUAGUCAACUCCAGCUCAGCCAGUGCCAUUGCUAUGGUGCCUGUGGUCACUACCAUAAAAUGAAGCUACAGACUUUUUAACUCUAAUCAUUUUUAAAAUACUAAUGAAAGAACUUUCUAGCACUUUACCACUACAUAAAUAUUCAUUGACUUAUUUUAUUAAAUUCUUACAGCAUACCACUUUACCCUUAUUGGUCUGAUUUUCUUUAGUUUUGUUUUCUAUUACGAAAUCAUUAUACAUGCUUAUUUUUGCUAGAGGGAAUAUCUGAAAAGGGAAAACACACCAGUGGGUGUAUUCAUGUGAUGAUAUAUACAUCAAGCUAGUGUAUGUGCAACUAUCCUAAAAAUCUAUUAACUUCUAUCUAAAUCACCUUCAAAGAGAACGUAACCCAUAAAAAUUGGGAAAAAAGAGGCACUGACAAUUUAUGUAACAGAUAGCAAGCAACAUGUUACAGAAUUUUGCCAAACGGAUGUACCUAGCAUGCUUUCUAAUUCUUAUAGGCUUUUGUUAACCUCUGGUUCUCCAUCUACCUUAAAAAGGGAAAAAUGUGUGAAGUCACUCUUGAUUUUAGGAAUAUCUCAGAAAGAAAGAACAUACACAUAGUGAGGAACAACUUGUUAAUAGUGUAUAGAAAGGAAAUCACAGGUCAAGUGUGAUCGGUGACUCACUUUAUACUAGGACUUUUAUUCUGCCUCAAAUGAAACACUUUGCUUAGCUUAGCAUCUUUGAAUGUCUCGUGCUAUUUAUAUUAACAUCUCAGUGGGGAAGAUUUCUGGCAAUAGAAUAAUUUCUAAGUGGAUAUAUGCAUUUAAUAACAGGCAGUAGAUAUGUAUUAUUUCUUUGCUUCUGGGGAGAGUAAUAAUUACUUUCUUCUUCCCAUUUCAUUGCCUUUUAGUCUCCUGUUUACGGUAUCUCCUACCACCACAGAAUCUUCAGUCACCCCAGAUUUUAGUUAAAAUAAAACUUUAAGAUUGUUUUCUUGAAGGCUUUGCCUGAAGAUUAUGAGGAGACAAUUUUCUAUUACAUUAUGAGCUGUGAUUUUUUAUUGCUCUUCAGUUGGUGCAAAAAUAUUGUAAAGAAUGUGUUAUGGCAGAUGGACACUAAACUAUAGUCACACAUAGAUCUCAUUAUUGUUGCUAUUUUAUUUUGAAUUUUCAUCAAACUUCUUAAAACUACAGUAUUUUUGCCUUUCCUUUGGAGCAAAGGGACCUGGCCAUGAAUGAACUGCCAAUAUAAACUGACUCAGAAAGAAAAAAAGGAUCAAAUGAGAUAUUUUGUGUGCAGGUAAUUUGUAAAAUAUUAAGAGCUAUUCAAAUGUAAGAUCCUUGUGUUAUUAUUGUGCUUCAGGGGGAAUUUUCUCCUUGUUUCUCCAAACUUGAGUGGAGCUUUCACAUAGUGAAAAAUGGAAAAAAUUGCUGAUCUGUGUGGGUGGACUGUUACUUAAUCCCUCCAAUUCACUACUGUACACCGAAGCUGUGCCAAUUUAAAGAUGAUUGCCAACCCAGCAAAAACAGAGUGAAGAAGUGUUGCAAAAUAAACUAAAGUGUGUGAGUUGAGAUAAUAGGUGUCACAGCUUUCAUAGAAUAAAAAAUGGUCAUAUCUUGAUAAUGAUCUCAGAAAUGACAAUUAUUAUGAAUUAUGCCAUGCAUACAUGGUGAUCUUCAGUUUCUAAUUAAAUCUAAAAGAGUGAUCCAGCAGUGAUUUAUCUACAUGUGAAAUUUUGGGUUGUUUUUAAAUGAAAAUUAAGGCUCUUUGUGUAGACUUCUGUCGGUAGCAACAGGCUUUACAUUCGACCAGCAGUUUUCCAAGUAUGACCCAUGGACCCCUGGAGUUCUUGAAAACCUUCCAGAGGAUCUGUGAGGCCAAAAUAUUUUCAUCAUACUACCAGGACAUUAUUUAUCUUUUCACUAUAAUUCUCUCAACAAAGAUUUGAAAAUGUAAAACAAUGUUGUCUCCCCACACAGUUUUUUCUGUUUUAAAAAAUGUAGCUGUUUUUAAUAAAAAUUUUAUUUACGUUGGCACAUAAUGAACUUUUAAGUGAAUUAACACUUAAAAUUUUGGUCUAUUUUCUAAUAUGAUAAAUUUUAAUAGAUAUAACUCUCAUAAACAAAAACUCUUGGCAUCCAGAUCCCCAGUAAAUUUUAAAAGUAUAAAGGGACAUCUGUAGACAAAAAGUUUGAGCAGUGCAGGACUACACAAAGGAACAAGAAAUUCUAUGACUAGGUAUCUAUUCUUACAACUUUAUUUUACAUUUUAAACUCCUAAUAUUGGAUUUAAUGCUGCCUCAUAAAGAUACCUGAAUUACAGUAUAAGAAUGAAUGCUGACCUUUGAAACAAAAGCCAAAUGUUUAACUGAUCAAUAGCUACAGAUUUUUUAGAUUAUUGAUGAAAGAUAACACUACUCCAUAGAAAUAGUUACAUCAGCCACAGAUCUCUUGGGAGCUUUGCAUGAUAAUGAGAGAAUAAACGAAAUACCACUUUCUUCACGAAAUAUUAUCUUAGGUUUGUUUGUUUGGAUAUGGUUUGGGUUUUAUAUUUUUAAAAUCCCUUUUGCUACCCCGUCUGGUUUUAUAAACUGAGUUUCUUAACUUUUAUUAUAAUUACAGGGCUUGUCUGGAAAAAAAAAUAUAUUUUUAUGCUUUGCCUUUCUUACCUGAUUGAUAUUGCAUUUACCUUUGAUCAUUUUUAAUAAAAGUUUAUUUUUGAAGAAUAUAUUUACUACCUUUCUUAAGCAGUAACUUAAUUGAAUCAACCAGUUUGUAUUUAAAUAAAAGAAUGGGCUCAAUGUUUAUUCAGUAGAAUGAUUUACAAACCUCCACAUGAAGUUGUUGCCUGGAAUCCUAGAACUGGCACUUUUUGCUUCUCUGCUUUAAAUGUCACAAUAAACUGUAUUUGUUUAACGUAAA
This is a messenger RNA of Heterocephalus glaber (naked mole-rat), 3772 nucleotides long. RefSeq names its product proline rich and Gla domain 1 (gene Prrg1). Gene Ontology annotation, molecular function: calcium ion binding. NCBI's taxonomy places the organism in Eukaryota, Metazoa, Chordata, Mammalia, Rodentia, Bathyergidae. Gene Ontology annotation, cellular component: extracellular region. The record is from RefSeq and is a predicted model, not a curated record.